Molecule: messenger RNA, 1252 nt
Organism: Cryptococcus amylolentus CBS 6039
Lineage: Eukaryota; Fungi; Basidiomycota; Tremellomycetes; Tremellales; Cryptococcaceae
Exons: 2
Coding region: 174-800 (208 amino acids)
Biological process (GO): RNA methylation
Cellular component (GO): mitochondrion
Molecular function (GO): rRNA (uridine-2'-O-ribose)-methyltransferase activity
Source: RefSeq, a predicted model, not a curated record
UCUUCGCGGCCUUUUCCCGCUGGCCUUCUGAUUUGCUUCUGAUUUCACGACUUGCUUGCUGUCACGCACUCUACGGUGUACAUCAAAUCAACAGGCUUCCCUCUGGCAUCAAACUUGAGCUUGGAUUCCUUUCCAACCGUCCUCACUACCCUCAUCAAAAUCCGAAUCACCCAAUGCGAAGCUGCGUUUCCCUCCUGGCCAAAUCCCCAUCUUCCUCUCGCUGGCUCGCCCGCCAGUCGCGUGACCCGUAUGUCCGCCAACGCUCUUCCGACCCAGCCUCCUCCUCGACUUCCAAUCAGCCAUCCUAUAGAUCCCGGUCUUCGUUCAAGCUCGUCUCCCUGGCUAAAAGUCACCCGGUGCUUUUGAACAAAGAGACGAAGAGCGUCGUAGACUUGGGAGCUGCGCCCGGGGGAUGGACGCAAGUUGCUUCUCAAGUUUUGGGCGUCGGGAACAAGGAGGGGCAUAAGCCUGAAAACACCAGGGUAUGGGCCAUCGACAUUCUUCCGAUGGACAGCCUCCCCAAUGUGCACAUCCUUCAAGGCAACUUUCUCUCGCCUUCCGUGCAAGCCGCCCUUCAGUCCCAAACUGGCACUCCGGAGUCUGGAGCAGGAGUAGACACUGUCCUAAGUGACAUGAUGGCUCCAAUGACCGGCGUCCGGGCUCGGGAUGUAAGUAUGAGUCUGGAGCUCUGUGAGGCUGCGACGGCUUUUGCCAGAAGAGUUCUGAGAAGAAAGAAGGCGGAGGAGAAGAUGGAGGUCGUCAGGGGCAAAAAGAUCUGGCCGGGAGGAAAUCUUGUGUGAGUUAGCUAUGAUCACUAGGCCCGUUUGGCUCACCCACAAUGGCCAGGAUGAAGUUCUUUGCACACCCAGAUCUUGACGAGUUCAAGAAGGUCGAGUUGGAUCCCUGGUUCGGCAAAGUAGUCAUUGACAAACCCAAAGAAUCUCGUAGUGAAUCCAGCGAGGCGUAUUUCGUCUGUCUAGGCUUCAAGGGAGAGCCAACGACCAAGUAACAACAUGUUGCUCUUGUACAUCAAGACAACGGCAUGCCGUAAUUGAUAUCUGGCGUGUGGUAUAUCACUUCCUACUGUAUCCACGGCGAGCAUCAAGACGGGGCCAGGAUCAGCCAGCCGAUUGUUCGGAGAGCCUCCGGAAACUCUCUCUCGCGGAGAAAGCGCUUGUGGAGGGACUUUACUCUAUCCGGUAGCUACAUAGCCAACAACGCAUUUCAUGCCUCAUUACUAUGCAUACUACAC